CAAAGCAGAAUUAAUAAUCUCGACUAAAGCAGAAUUGAAUCAUGAAAAUAUGCAUAGAUUGAAUAUGAACUCAAGAUUAUCAAGUCAGAGUACUCAUACAAUCAUCCAAUCAAACAAACAUAGCUAGGGUUCCUCAAAACCUAAGUGAAGGGAAGUUACUCCAUAGAGAAGAGAGAGACUGCAGAAAUCUGAUCUAGUUCUUCAAUCUCCAUCUCCAAGCUUGAUUCCCGAGCUCCAAUGACAAAGAAAUCCUCCAAAAUAGCUCCAAGAAUGUUCCCAAGUCGCUCUCUCUCUAGGGUUCGUCCCUUGGGUGUUUGGGAACCAAAAACCCAGCUCUCCCCUUUCCUUUGGCUGAAAAUCGAGUUUUAAACAGAAAUUCCCGAUCACGCGGCCAGACCACACGGCCGUGUGGCUUUCCCAGCUGCCCGUGUGAAGGCUCGGUGAUUUCCACACGGCCACGACCCACACGGCCGUGUGGAGUUCCAGGAUGCCCGUGUGGCUUGCUCAGCCUCUGUUUAAUGCUUCGUUUCUCCCUCGUCCGGACUCCGAAUUAGUCCCCGUUUGAUCCCAGACGCUCGUAGUCUCGUCCUCUUUCUUUUCAUGACAAGCUUGCAUGAUUCUUUGUCCAUAAAGUGAGGUAGAAAUCUAUUCUUCUUCAGGUCAUCCCCGAGUUUCUUCUCCCGAAUCGUCAAUUGAUCUCUGAUUGAUUUGAAACUUGCAUCUAUGCUUCCCUUUAUGUGCUAGGACCUGAAAUGUGACAAAGUAACACAACCUAGCAUAAAAUAGGACAAAGACGCAAUAAUUCAAGCUCAAACAAUCAAGAAACAAUGGGGAAAGCAUGUGCAAAUACCGAGUCAUCAAUGACGAGGGAGCCCUUGGCCAAGAUGCUCUAGCCCUGCAAGAUCCUACAACGCUAUAACAACAGGGCACUCCAGAAAGAGAUGUUCCACAGCCUUAGAGUUUUCCCAACUGACCGGACACCGUGGGUGCACCAAUACAUCUUUCUGAAUAAAGGCUUCCGUUUUUGGGAGGAAAUGGUGCAACACUUGCCACAAAAAGAUCUUCAAUUUAGGUGGAAUUGAGGAACCCCAAAACUAGAUCUAGCUUUUCCGAGUAGGUGAUAUCCAUCAACACCGCUAGGUGAUAGGCCGAUUUAACAGUAAAAACUCCAUCACACGUGGCAUGCGAGAUUUACUUGUCCUCCAUGUCCUGGAGGGGUAGAGGAAUAGCUUUAAUAGCAUGACAAUUGGCUAGAGGGAACUACUGGCCAAGUUUCUCAUCGGAUCAACGUCCCUCUCCUGGGUAUAACAAAUCAGCCACCUUAAGGUUCCCCCCUUCUGGAAGCACCUGCAGGUUAUAAAGUGGAGGGUCAGGAUGCAAGGCAGAGAUCCAAAUAUCCCGUAAAGCAGACACAAUCCUGCCAUUCCCAAUGUGCCAGUGAAGGCCCCGAACCAAGAGUUGACCCCCAUAUUGGAUGCUUUGCCAUCCCAUGGAAGGACGAGAUCGCGUAGUAGCGGUGAGAAAAGUGCUAGUAGGGAUUAUUUCCCUUUAUACACCUGAGCAAGAAGGGAUGUAGGGUCAUUAAGUAUUCGCCACCCAAUCUUGGCUAAUAAAGCCUUAUUGAAGUGCUCAAACCGAUGGAAUCCCAUGACACCCUCAUGCUUACUAUGACACAUCUUACGCCACGACAUCCAUCUUAUACGGGAAUGCCCAUCUUCCACUCCCCACCAAAAUCGUGCCAUAAGCCUAUCCAAAAUGCGGCACGACUUGAGAGGGAGUUUAAAGCAAGACAUCACAUGCAACGGUAAAGCUGAGGCUGCUGACUUAAUCAAGGUUUCCUUAGCCGCCGAAGACAAUGUCCGCUGGGCCCACCCCUGGAGGCGUGCCAUCAACCGUUCCUCAACGAAAUGUAGCCAUCUUAGAUUGGGAUAUGAGGGUGGGAAAUCCCAGAUAUUUAUCCUGAAUUCCCACAGCUCCCACGCCCAAAAUUUGGGCCAAGAAUUCAUGAUCAGGGAUCGAAACGUUCUUACUGAAACCAGCGUUCGAGAAGGCGUUAUUAGGCGCUCGCCUAGACUAGCUUAAGCGAUAGGAGGGAGAGGAACGCCUCACUUUGGCUAAAGGCGUAGAUAAAAGCGCUCAUAAUGCUAGAAUGGUGGAAAGCGGCGACGAGGCUACACUUUAUCCAGGCAUACAAAAGCGUUGGGGAGGCGACGGGGAGGCUGGGUAGAGAAUGAUUCGGAAACUGAAUAAAAUGUGAAAAUAUCAUAAACGACACCGUCAUCUGUUUCUCUACUAGUCUUGUAGAAAGAAACUCUUGAGUUGCGAUGCUGCCAUCCAUGGGAUCCAGCUAUUAUUAUUCACUAAUAAUAACAUAUUAUAACUAAUAGCCAUGGUUAAAAAAAAAAGCUCUUAACCAUAUGCUUAGGUAUGCCUAGGUGCAACGCAAUGCCAAAACGCCUCGCCUAGAGAUUUCGCAGUGAAUUAGGUACUGAGAACACAUUGAUAGAGUAAGUUGGCACCUAAAUGUUCAUUAUGCAUAGUUAGUGGAGUCAGGUAGUCAAUAUCAAAUGCGGGAUGAGCCUCAUAUAAAAAAUAAAAUCUUCUAUAUCAAUAUUUUCAAUAACUCAAAAGAUUAGGAGCUAUUGAGUUAUGAUUCUAUGAACAUGUUAGCUAUUUUUCUUAUUGUUAAGUGUUAAAUAAGUUAUUAAUCAUUUAAACAAAAGUGUGAAAGUGUUGUAAAUUGUUAUUUCAUUCUUCAUGCAGUAAAAAAUUAUAUAUUUUCUUCCAACGCCUAGGCACGCUUAGUCUACGCCUAGGCGAGCAAGGCUCUAGGCGAGGCACCAACGCUAGCCUUACGCCUAGCGCCUUCUUGAACAUUGACUGAAACAAAUCGCCAAUUUCGCCAGGUUAACUCGUUGCUCGCUCAGUUUCUCAUAUUCAUUGAGCACCUCAAUCAAAUUCUCACAUUGUUGUAGAGAUCCUCUAAGAAAUAAAUACGAGUCAUCAGCAAAAAACAAGUGAGAGAUCCUAGGUGCUCGAGGCGCCACUUUCACUCCCUAACUUUACCUUCGGCAACAACUUUCCGGAGAAGAGCCGCAAACCCUUCAAUACACAGAACAAAUAAGAGAGGGGAAAGUGGGUCACCCUGACGAAGCCCAUGAGUGGGUUUGAAAAAAGCAUAGGGCGUACCGUUCAUGAGAAUUGAGAAAGACGACGAAUUAAGACAUUCCUGAAUCCAGCCGAUCCAGGUCUGGUUGAACCCUAAUUUGUCUAAUAUUGCAAUGAGAAAGCGCCAUUCGACUCUAUCAUAGGCCUUUUCCAUGUCAACUUUUAGAUCCAUGUACCCUUUCUUCCCACGAUUCUUGAUUUUCAGAUAAUGCAUAAGUUCAUCCCCUAGUAACACAUUCCACAAUUUGUCUUUCUCGGAUAAACGCAUUUUGUCCUUCAGAGAUUAUAUGCGGGAGAAUUUGGGCAAGCCUCUCAGUCAUGAAUUUGGUAAUAAUUUUAUACACUAAUUGCAUAAGCUUAUCGGCCUCAACUGGAGAAUGAAUUCCACAUUAUCCA
Messenger RNA from Linum trigynum, 3564 nucleotides. The record is from the annotation of a GenBank genome assembly. Lineage: Eukaryota; Viridiplantae; Streptophyta; Magnoliopsida; Malpighiales; Linaceae.